CACGUCCUCCACAGACACGGCUAUCACCUGGGAAGGGAGAACUCUGUGCUGCCUGGUGGCGCUGCCGACUCAGCGCCGUGAAGUACAGUCACUAUCGCUGCCGGGACAUAUAAAUUCUGCCUUCGCGGUUACGCUCUUUCCUCGGUCUUCCCUCUCUUGAUCGCCUCCCACUGACUGUCGCGUCGACCAUGGGCUGGAAGUCAGGUCACAAAGACGACAAGGAGAAGCGCGAGUCUCAGCUCGGCACCCCUGUGCCCUCCGACUCAGCGUCCUACGAUGAGAAGCACGAUGCAAGGGACAAGCCCGACCAUAAGGUGGCUGGGACAAUUCCUGAAGGGACCAAGGCUGUUGUUCAGCCUGUCUCGUUCAGAAGCCUGUUCCGCUUUGCCACGCCGUUCGAGGUCUUCAUCAAUUGGGCCGGCUUAGUCGCUGCGACAGCCUCGGGCGCUGCUAUGCCGCUGAUGACUCUGCUCUUUGGACGGCUCAUCCAGUCAUUUGUCAGCUUUGGCUCAGCGCUACAAGACACUAAUCCUGCUGAUCCGGCAGCAGAGGCAGCUUUGCAGGCAGCGAAGAAUCAGUUCAAGCACGAAGCCGCACAGAACGCUUCAUACCUGGUUUACAUUGGUAUCGGGUCAUUGACAUGUACUUUCAUCUAUAUGUACAUCUGGGUGUACACAGGCGAGAUCGGCACCAAGCGACUCCGCGAAAAGUACCUUCAAGCCGUUCUCCGACAGGAUAUCGCAUAUUUUGAUAACGUCGGUGCCGGAGAGGUCGCGACUCGUAUUCAGACGGACACGCACCUGGUACAGCUCGGUACGUCAGAGAAGGUGCCUAUGGUAGUGAGCUACAUCGCAGCAUUCUUCACCGGCAUGAUCCUGGCCUACGUGCGCUCUUGGCGCUUGGCUCUCGCGCUGACAUCAAUGAUCCCCUGCAUCGGUCUCACGGGCGCUUUCAUGAACAAGUUCGUGGCGCGCUACAAACAGUCGUCCCUACAGUCGAUUGCCUCUGCAGGCACCCUCGCUGAGGAAGUCAUCUCGACCAUCCGCACUGCGCAGGCGUUCGGCACCCAGGAGAUACUCGCUCGGGAGUACAAUGCUCCGGUCGACGACGCUCGCAUCGCCAGCAUCAAGGGCGCCGUCUGGCGUGGCGGCAGUCUUGGUAUCUUCUUCUUUGUCAUCUACAGUGGAUAUGCGCUGUCGUUCGACUUCGGCACAACUCUAAUUAAUCAAGGACGGUCUAACGCCGGCGACGUCGUGAAUGUAUUUUAUGCAAUUCUGAUUGGUUCAUUCUCCCUCGCGCUGCUUGCUCCCGAAAUGCAAGCCAUCACACAUGCGCGAGGAGCUGCGGCAAAACUCUAUGAGACCAUCGACCGUGUCCCAAUCAUCGACUCUUCGUCUCCGGAAGGCUCCAAGCCUGACGAAUGCAUCGGCGAGAUCACGCUUGAGAAUGUCAAAUUUAACUAUCCCUCGCGCCCGAACGUACCUAUCCUCAAGGGCCUCUCGAUCGCGUUCCAAGCGGGCAAGACCGCCGCACUCGUCGGCGCGUCCGGCUCCGGUAAAUCCACGAUCAUCUCGCUCGUCGAACGCUUCUACGACCCGCUCGAUGGCGUUGUUCGGCUUGACGGUCGCGACCUGCGGGACCUCAACGUGCGGUGGCUGCGUUCGCAGAUCGGGCUCGUCUCGCAGGAGCCGACGCUCUUUGCGACGACGAUCCGCGGCAACGUCGAGCACGGCCUCGUCGGUACGCAAUUCGAGCACGCGUCGCCCGACGAGAAGUUCGCGCUCGUCCGCGCGGCGUGUGUCAAGGCGAACGCGGACGGAUUUGUGUCGAAGCUCCCGCUCGGGUACGACACCAUGGUCGGCGAGCGCGGGUUCCUGCUCUCCGGCGGACAGAAGCAGCGCAUCGCCAUCGCGCGCGCUAUCGUCUCUGACCCGCGUAUCCUCCUCCUGGACGAGGCGACGAGUGCGCUCGACACGCAGAGCGAGGGUGUUGUGCAGGAUGCACUGGACAAGGCCGCUGCGGGACGCACGACCAUCACCAUCGCUCACCGUCUCUCGACGAUCAAGGACGCCCAGUGCAUCUACGUCAUGGGAGACGGCCGCGUGCUCGAAUCAGGCACACACAGUGAGCUCCUCUCCAACGAGCAGGGCGCGUACUUCCGCCUCGUCGAGGCGCAGAAGCUGCGUGAGUCGAACAGCAUUGAGGACCCAUUAGACGCCGAGGUGGGCGAAGGCGCGACGGACGGGACGCUGCCCGCCAAGGAGGACGGCGAGGACUACGCGGAGCUUGCGAAGGAAGAGGUACCCCUCGGCCGCAUGAAGAGCAAUCGGAGUCUCGCAAGCGAGAUCCUCGCGCAGAAGCAGUCGGAGGAGAAGGAGAAGGAGAAGGACUAUUCGAUGAUCUAUCUCUUCAGGCGCAUGGGCGCUAUCAACAGAGACCAGUGGAAGAGAUAUACUAUUGCUACAAUUGCAGCCAUCAUCAACGGUGCUGUCUACCCAAGCUUCGGUAUUGUCUUUGGUCGUGCCGUGAACGCAUUCUCCGAGUCGGACCCACACCAGCGCCGGCACGAUGGCGACCGAAAUGCUCUAUGGCUGUUCGUCAUUGCCAUCAUCGCGUCUGUCGCUGGCGGAUUGCAAAACACGUUCUUUGGAAUGACGGCUUCCGAGCUCACGGCUAAGAUCCAGAAGCUGGGCUUCCGUGCCAUUUUGAGGCAAGAUAUCGAAUACUUCGAUGAGGAUGAGCAUAGCACUGGUUCUCUCACCGCUGGACUCAGCGACAAGCCUGAGAAGAUCGAAGGCUUGGCAGGUGUCACACUUGGGGCAAUUGUGCAAAGUAUCUCCACCCUGGCAUGCGGCUUCACUAUCGGCAUAGCCUUCACCUGGAAGCUUGGCCUCGUCGGUGUUGCAUGCGCGCCGCUAAUCGUCUCCAGUGGAUACAUCCGACUACGUGUUGUCAUCUUGAAAGACAAGCAGAACAAGAAAGCGCACGAAGGCUCUGCACAGCUUGCUUGCGAGGCUGCAGGUGCCAUUCGGACCGUCGCUUCGCUCACUCGCGAGGAAGAUUGCUGCAACAUCUACUCUCUCAGUCUCGAUGAGCCCCUCGAGAACUCCAAGAAGGCGGCAGUCUGGAGCAACCUGCUCUGGGCGAUGUCGCAGGCGAUGAUCUUCUUUGUCAUGGCCCUUGUGUUCUGGUACGGCUCGCGGCUCGUUGCGGACCAGGAAUUCACGCCGUUCCACUUCUUUGUCACGCUCAUGAGCACCGUCUUCGGCUCCAUGCAAGCCGGCAACGUCUUCCAGUUCGUGCCCGACAUGUCGUCCGCGAACGACGCCGCUGCAGACAUCGUCACCCUCCUCGACUCGAUGCCCACGAUCGACGCCGAGUCUAAAGAGGGCAAGGUCCCGCAGAACGUGCAGGGCAGGAUCCAUUUCGAGAACGUGCACUUCCGCUACCCCACGCGUCCUGGCGUCCGAGUCCUCCGCGACCUCAAUAUCACGGUUGAGCCUGGCACCUACGUCGCCUUGGUCGGUGCGAGUGGGUGUGGUAAGAGUACAACGAUCCAACUUAUCGAGCGAUUCUAUGAUCCCCUUGCUGGCACUGUCUACCUCGACGGGCAACCAAUCUCUGAGCUUAAUGUUACUGAGUACCGCAAGCACAUCGCUCUUGUGUCUCAGGAGCCUACUUUGUAUUCUGGCACAAUCCGCUUCAACAUCCUUCUCGGAGCAACCAAGCCUAUAUCAGAAGUAACCCAGGAGGAGAUCGAGGAGGCCUGUCGCAGCGCCAAUAUCCUGGAGUUCAUCAAAUCUCUGCCAGACGGUUUUGACACUCAGGUCGGUGGCAAGGGAUCUCAGCUAUCUGGUGGCCAAAAGCAACGUAUCGCCAUCGCCCGAGCACUUCUCAGGAACCCGAGAGUUCUCCUCUUGGAUGAGGCGACUUCUGCUCUCGACUCCAACUCUGAGCGAGUGGUACAAGAAGCCCUUGACCGCGCAGCCAGGGGUAGGACAACCAUUGCCAUCGCGCAUCGUCUGUCCACCAUUCAAAACGCUGACUGCAUAUACUUCAUUAAGGACGGUGCAGUCAGCGAGGCGGGCACGCACGACGAGUUGCUCGACCGUCGCGGUGGAUAUUACGAAUACGUGCAGCUCCAGGCGCUGAGCAGAAAGUAACGACUCGCAUGCUAUGACUCUUUUACGCCUGAUACACCUUGACUAUCACGCUCCACUCACAUCGGUAACAUCUUGCAUAGCUUAAUUUCUAUCCCAUAACAUAACAAUAAGUAUCCAGUAGACGACGCUCCGGUUUGUAGUCAUGUAGGUAGGUACUAGAUAUACUUAUAUCGAAGUUCAUCUCAUCUCAGAUUUUAGUCAGACUUCAUGCAGCCUUACGAUGUAGAUUUACGGAGAUAUCGAUAUCGAAUGUUGAACGUCGAACGUCGAGAAUUU
Phanerochaete carnosa HHB-10118-sp is the source of this 4439-nucleotide messenger RNA. RefSeq lists its product as uncharacterized. Gene Ontology annotation, biological process: transmembrane transport. Lineage: Eukaryota; Fungi; Basidiomycota; Agaricomycetes; Polyporales; Phanerochaetaceae. Gene Ontology annotation, cellular component: membrane. The transcript is spliced from 25 exons. Bases 189 to 4163 code for a protein of 1324 amino acids. Gene Ontology annotation, molecular function: ATP binding; ATP hydrolysis activity; ABC-type transporter activity. The record is from RefSeq and is a predicted model, not a curated record.